UGAAGAUACCCAUUUACGAUGGAUACGAACAAGGCAGGGUCCGCCAAUGGAUCAACCAAUGAAUUACCUGUACACGCCUUCAUUCGCCCAGCCAGCCAGCCAGCCAGCCAGCCAAUCAGCACACACCAACGUGCGUGUGCGCAAGCCCCAAGUCCAGUGACUGUCAUGCUGUCGCCUCAAGGCCCUGCCCCUCCACAUACACACCGUCCCUCCAGUCUGCCAGGGCAGCAUUGGCCUUGAGGAUGCCCUUGUCGCGCCACAUACGGUGAGAAGUGCACCAGGAAGGAUUAUACAGGUCCUGGAGAGAGAAAGCACUCGUCAGGAGAUGCCGAUUUACUGUAACCAGCGCCUUGCCUUGUACCGUUGCUCUCUUCAGCACAUUGUCAAGUUCACACAGGUCCUGACAGACAGACGACACACAGCACCAUGGAUGGAUGGAUGGAUGGCCGCCCAAUGGGUUGCCUGAUCUGAUCUGGACUCACCUCGUCGGAGAACAUCGCCACACGGCCAUUCACCUCAUGCGGAAUCAACUCAAGCAUAUCCCGCACCUGUAAUCAGCCCACACACACAGCCAUCCACCCAUCCAUCCAUCCAUUCACUGCCUGACCCACCAGCCGCCUUUCCUUUCUCCUUUGUAACGUGCGCAUCUCACCGUCUGCAUGCCUGUGGCGAUCUGUCGGCUGUCUGUCUUGGCGUCAGUGCCGGGUGUGCCUUCCCAUGUGGUGUAGACAUCUGUGAGGAUGCGGGUGAGGGUCAGCAGGGCGGCAGGCUGCAGUGCGUGCAGCCGCUUCAGCAAGUGGCACAGAAUGCCUAGAAGGAGAAAUAAGUGAUCGAUCCACAGAUGUCAUUCGCCUGUGUGUGCACGUGGAUCUGACCUUCCAUUUUGUCGGGGUCCCACCACUUGAGGUCACCCAGCACUUGCAGGGCCCUCACCCACUCCCCCACUGACAAGGAACUCGGCCGCCUGUCAGCACAACACACAAACACAGCACAGAUAAGGUAGACACCCGAGAGAAAAGCAGUGCGGGUGUGCGUUGCGUCAUGCGACUUCUUCUCACUCACUUGGCCAGUUCAGCCACGAUGUCUUCGAGCGUGUCGCACGCCUCAGGAAGGGGUCCCAGUGUCAGCCGCCCUCUGCCCCACCUGUCGGCGUCCCAUCCUGACACACGGAAACGACUUGCCACGCUUCAAGCGAUAGGAAGAGGAGCUUGUGUGUACUUCCUGACCUCGAAUGAUCGCCCGUUCCUCGGCGGACAGGCAGGACGACACAAAAGGAUUCGACUCGGCCGCAUUGGACUCGUCGUUAGUGGCCACCGGCAGAUCUGCAGAUCCAACGCCGAUGGACCGUGUCCCUUCGCCAGCUGGAGGCAGAGCAGGAUACCGCUGGAAGUGCUCGUGGUAGCGCAUGAUGCCCACCAGUACACUGCAUACGCACAAAAGAAGCGCAAAAACACUCGAUCAGACAAAGAUAGUAUUCGUAUCACUCCUCCUCUCCAUACGUGGUCAGCUGCGCUGGCUCCAGCUCUGCUCGAUGCCUCCGUGCAUCCCGAAGAGCACGGCUGACGAAGCGAAGCGCCGCUGGGGAAGAAUAAGCGGGGAGGGAGGGGUGGAUGUGGGGGUGGGGGUCCGCCGCUGCUGAGGGCGGGGCGAGCCGCAUGUUGUUGUGCCCGAGGAAGAGAGCCACGCUCGCGAACAGCUUUGAGAAGUACUCGGAUGGGCAUAAAUGGAGCUGACGGAUAUGGAACAAAUGAAACAAUGACACUAAGCAACGGGCAGAGAAGGCGUGCCAUUGGUAUGCCACCUGUCUCUCUGUGACGGUGAUUAUCUGCUCGAAGAGCGUUGGCGACAGCAGCGGCACCUCGAUAUCCCCUUGCCACUCAAGAUCUCCGCCGCCCUCCUGAACGGCCUGCUGCCGCAUCUCCUCGAGCGUCAGGUACGCCGGCAGAAGGGUCGCCACGUCGGCUGGAGUGAAGUAACACAGCUGACACACGAACCAACAGCGAAGGACGGAUCCGCAGGGAAUACAUGCAUCACAUAUAGAUACAUCCAUCAGUCCUCACACAUACCUGUCUUUCCACUUCGCUGGUGAGCUUCCGGAGCAGCGGCAGAUGGAAGAACCGAUGCCUGAUGUCCACACACAUGAAGGAACGAUUCAGUCAGUCAAGACGCGCACAAUGAGUCGGUCGUUAUCCGCUCACUUUGCCAGGGCCUUGGCCAGCAGAGCCGAGUCGUUAGCUGUGAAGUCCUGCCACAGCUGUGCGCCCACCGGCCCAUCCUCACCCUCCUCGCCCUCCUCCGACGACACCAAUGCAGCUCCAUCCCGGGCAUCCGCCUCUCCCUCAGCGGAUCGGGUCUCCGCCAGUGGCCGCCUGAUGCCGCCCCAGACGCUCAGCUCGCGCUCCUCCGACCCGCCAGACAACAGACGCUCGGCCACCUGCCCAGAGCAACACACAGAUCCCCCCCGUUAUCAUGAGAUCGGCCAUCCAUCCAUCCAUCCAUCCAUCCAUUUUAUGUGCAUACCUCGUUGAGCAUGCGUGUGUCGCGGACUCCCACGCAAUGGAAGCCGAACAGAAGACGGCACAGCUGAGCCGGGCUGCGACAGACCAAGAUCAACACAACCAACACAGUCAUGGCUUCCUUGUCCCCACUGCCUUCAGCCGUUGCUCACCUGAAUUGCGGCAGAAGUGCAGUCGCCCGAGCAGCGUAUCUCUCCCACAGCUUGGGAUCACUGGCGUGGGGCGUCCGGGCGGCCUUUUCGAUGGAUGCGAGCAGCCCUUGAGUACCGUUCUUGGCGGUUGCGUAGAGGGCGUCCCGACGAUGCUGCAGAAGACGGAGAGGCGCCUGAGGAGCCAUGCCUCAAGGGCCAGAG
Molecule: messenger RNA, 2869 nt
Organism: Vitrella brassicaformis
Lineage: Eukaryota; Vitrellaceae
Source: the annotation of a GenBank genome assembly